ACACGUGGCCAACGUUUUGACGACAGUUUCAGCAUUUGGAAUUCAAUGAGUUACCUCAGAGAUGUUAUUGUGCUUUAGUAUUUAGCACAACAUGCCGCCCUGCUCAAAUUCGUGCAAUUUUUUUCGUGCGUGACAAAGCACUUAAUUAUGUCGAAGCGACAACCACGGCGUCCGAAUGCGAGCCUCGAAACGGCCAAAACAUUAGCGAAAGACUUAUAUAACUUCACCGAUGUUCUAGAGAUGCGCGAAUUCAAAAGCUUCUUCGAUAGGAACUUCUAUAUCAGGGGGCAAGUCAGGACUGAAAAUAAUGGUAAUCCGAACAAACCUCAAGAAUUCGUACUGAAGAUCCACAACUCACUAGACAGCGAAAACGAGGAGGUUAGGGACGCGGAGAAUCAGUUGAUGAGAAUGCUUAGAGAUCGAGGUUUUCCCUGCCCUGAAAUCAUCCCGACCAGGAAUGGUCAGUUGAUGGAGAAGAUUCAUCUACCUGCUAGUGAUGGACAAAAUGCCGAUGGCUGUGUCGUCCGCCUGUUGAGUUUCGUGUAUGGUCAAGAGUUGGACAGUUUGAACAAGAGUGACGUGACGCCGGAACUGAUGUACACACUCGGAAAGUUUAUUGGUGAUGCUAGCAAAGCUAUGAAGGACUUCUCCAGCUCUGCUUUACGAAGGCGCCAGCACACAUGGGACAUCAAGAAUUUUCUCCACAUCCAAGAGCAGCUGGCAUCUAUCAAGGAUGACUCUAUCUGUAGCCUUGUAACAGAGGUCCAUUCCAGCUUCCUUCAUUUCGUCGCACCGCGACUUUCCUCUUUUAGACAAGGAACAAUCAACGGAGACAUCAAUGGUGAGAACAUACUCGUCACCAAACGCGGCACGCCGGGUAAUCCCACGUAUGAGAUUACUGGCUUUCUUGACUUUAGUGACAUUGAGGAGUCGCUGCUUGUUCUUGAGGUUAUGGCACCAAUGAUUUUCUUCAUGAGCCUUGGGUACGAGACCAGUGGUUAUAUUCUUGCUGGUUACCAGUCCUCUCUGCCUCUUCCUGGUGACGAGUUUGAUUGCCUGUAUUAUUUGGCUGCAGCGAGACUCUGUCAGCUUGUGGUGUACUCCGCGUGCAAUUUAGAAAAUGACAAUGCCCAGUACAUGCAGGUAACAGUGGAUAAGUAUCUCGGAAUUCUCAGGAAGUUUUGGUCUUGCUCGAAAGAAGACAUAGAAAAAAUAUGGCGCGAUUGUCAACAAUAAAGACUAGGGAUGAUGGUUAUAAAGUAUCGCCUCAUAUACUCCCGCUAGUGUGUCAGAAAGUCAAUAUCAGUUUUAACUACCUCGCCUAUAUACUCCGAGAGUGUGACGUUUGAUUGGAAGUCCAAAUGCCCACGUAUCGAGUAUUUUGACCGAAUGCGAGCUUCCUGGGCAUAUUUAUAGACAAAUAUGGUUUUCAAGAAAA
Nematostella vectensis (starlet sea anemone) is the source of this 1438-nucleotide messenger RNA. Its product is annotated as hydroxylysine kinase. Gene Ontology annotation, molecular function: amino acid kinase activity. Lineage: Eukaryota; Metazoa; Cnidaria; Anthozoa; Actiniaria; Edwardsiidae. The transcript is spliced from 2 exons. The record is from RefSeq and is a predicted model, not a curated record. The coding region runs from base 148 to 1236 and encodes 362 amino acids.